AUGGCAGAUAAAGAAGGCUCGACUGUUUCAAAGCUCUUGGGGAAACCUCGUAUUCAUUUCGGUUCACUGGAAGACCAAGAAUCCGUUAAACGAUUAAAAACAGCCACCGAUGUGGUAUCGACAUCUAAUACCGGCAUCGAUCUCGAUGCGUUAGUUGAAAGUAAAGAGUACGAUUUAUCCGAUACGCUCCGAGCGGCUGGCGCGGAUAAACAAGUUUUGGAAGAGUUUGAACGUAGAAAACGAGCAAGACAAAUCGCCGUCCCUACCGAUGAUACUCGCGUGAGACAGCGCCUGAGAGAAAUUGGUGAACCGCAAUGUCUUUUUGCAGAAGGGCCUGGCGACAGACGCGAUCGUUUACGUUAUUUAUUAUCCAUCCGAGAAGGCGUGGAAAUUGAAAGCGCUGAGGAAGGCUCAGAAAGUGAAGAAGAAGGAGAAGAAGAAGAGCAAGAAGAAGAAUUUUUUACUCCUGGCACACCUGAAUUAUUAGAAGCGAGAAAAUGGAUAACACGAUAUUCCUUACCACGAGCCAAAGAAAGAAUCCAGCGAGAACGCGCUGAACAAGAAACACCUUUGGUGCAACUCAAGGCCGGUCGAAAGGAGCUGCACGCAAAGUUAAAGAAUUACACAAACUGGGCAUCACAAAUUGCGGAUGAACGACCUGUAGCGCAAUGUACAUUUAGCCCUGAUUCAUCCAUGUUGGUCACUGGUGCUUGGUCCGGUCUAUGCCGCAUUUGGUCCGUGCCUCAAUGUGAGCCAAUUUUGACAAUGAAAGGUCACAACGAUCGAGUUGGCGGUGUUGUAUUUCAUCCACAGGCCACCAUCAGUCAAGAAAAAAGUGCUCUGAACCUCGCUUCCAGUGGCGCGGACAGUCUGAUUCAUUUGUGGAGUUUGGAAAAGGAUACACCCAUCGCUACUUUAGAGGGACAUGCAAGACGCGUGGCUCGUAUUGCAUUUCAUCCUUCGGGACGCUACUUGGGAAGCGCGAGUUUCGACGGUACCUGGCGGUUAUGGGACGUAGAAACAUCGCAAGAACUGUUAUUGCAAGAAGGCCACUCCAAAGAAGUAUAUGCCAUUGGAUUUCAAUGCGACGGCAGUCUGUGUGCUAGCGGAGGUUUGGAUGCGACAGGUCGAGUAUGGGAUAUGCGAACUGGACGAUCGGCAAUGAAUUUAGAGGGUCACGUCAAAGACAUCAUUGGAUUGGACUGGUCACCCAAUGGCUAUCAUGUGGCAACAGCUAGCGCCGACAACACGGUUAAAAUCUGGGAUAUCCGUACUUUACAAUUUGGAAGGACAUGA
Molecule: messenger RNA, 1296 nt
Organism: Radiomyces spectabilis
Lineage: Eukaryota; Fungi; Mucoromycota; Mucoromycetes; Mucorales; Radiomycetaceae
Product: WD40-repeat-containing domain protein
Exons: 10
Coding region: 1-1296 (431 amino acids)
Biological process (GO): mRNA splicing, via spliceosome
Cellular component (GO): U4/U6 x U5 tri-snRNP complex
Molecular function (GO): protein binding; U6 snRNA binding; U4 snRNA binding
Source: RefSeq, a predicted model, not a curated record